This is a messenger RNA of Sarcophilus harrisii (Tasmanian devil), 1559 nucleotides long. Its product is annotated as prolyl-tRNA synthetase associated domain-containing protein 1. The record is from RefSeq and is a predicted model, not a curated record. Bases 125 to 799 code for a protein of 224 amino acids. Gene Ontology annotation, molecular function: aminoacyl-tRNA deacylase activity. The transcript is spliced from 2 exons. Lineage: Eukaryota; Metazoa; Chordata; Mammalia; Dasyuromorphia; Dasyuridae.
GGAUUGUAGGUUAAAGGCGGCCCUGGAGAUGGGCCUCGAGGAGAGCUGGGAUUUGUGAGGGACCGAUUCCAGGCUGGGACGAUGGCUUGUACUUCGGCCGCGAGGUGGGAGGGCAAUCUCCGCUAUGAGCGGCACCAGAAAGGUCACUUGUCCCGACUGCAGCGGGGAAGGAGAUGCCGGAGAGGCCGCAGCGAGGAUGGGCAGAUGCGCGGGGCUGACCCGGGGCAGGCACCCCGCGGGCCGCGAAGGGCGGGCCCGGGCCCGGGGCCGGGGAGGGAAGCGCCCCGCCCACUCGGCCACGGCGGCAGGCUCCAUGGCGGGCCCCGAGCUCCGAGAUCUGGCCAUCCCAACCGUGAGCGUGGAGCACCCCGAGGUAUUUACAGUUGAAGAAAUGAUGCCUCAUAUCCAGCACUUGAAAGGGGCACACAGUAAGAACCUCUUUCUUAAAGACAAAAGGAAGAAGAAUUAUUGGCUGGUAACGGUUCUUCAUGUCAGAAAAAUUAACCUGAAUGAUCUGGCCAAACAGCUCGGAGUUGGAAGUGGAAAUCUGAGGUUUGCUGAUGAAAUUUCCAUGCUAGAAAAGCUAAAAGUUGGCCAGGGAUGUGCCACACCCCUGGCUCUCUUCUGUGACCAGGGAGAUGUGAGAUUUGUUCUGGACUCCGCUUUCCUGGAAGGUGGAUAUGAAAAGGUGUACUUCCAUCCAAUGACAAACACAGCCACAAUGGGAUUGAGCCCUGAUGACUUUCUCACCUUUGUGAAGAAGACUGGGCAUGAUCCUAUGAUAGUAAAAUUCAAUUAAACUAGUGGGCCAGCACUGUGAAUAAAACGUAACUUUCUAAAUGUCAAGAAUGCUUAACUUUUCUUUGUUGAAAUAAUGAGAAGUAGUUUAGGGCUAAUCCUAAGAAAUUUUUUUUUUUUUAAAUACAAGUUUUACAAGUUUGUUCAAGACUAAGGGAUUUAAACUAUUUUAGUCUGUAGACAUCACAAAAUCCCAAAGCCAGGAGAUCAUUCGCUAACAAUUAUUAAGUACUCCUACACAGUAAUUCUUAGCAAAAGUGUGAUAUAAAGAAAUUUUAGUAUGGAAUUAGGGGCAAGACGAUAGGAAAGGACUAGGGAAAUUUGAGGAGAGUACUUUUAGCUGGAUGAUAUCAGAGAGCUACAUGAGUUGAAUGUUGGGCAAUGAAGAAGCUGAAAGGAGACAUAUUCCAAGUUAAGUUUAGGAUAUCAUUAUUAUUCUACUUGCCUGAACAGUGUGUGUGAAGAGAACUAGUGUUACCAUAAGGAUAUCUAACCAGCUGAUGGAAAAUUUUAAAUGCUAGGCCAAGGCUUAAGUAGAAAAACUUCACAUAGUUUCAUUUUAGAUUUUGGAAGACAGGAAAUUUAUCUCUACCUGUAUAAGACCAUCCUAUAUGGCAAAAUGCUAUGAGAAGACUUCACUCUUCUCAAAAUUUAAAUGAGUGAUGGGGUAGGGAGUUAACAAGAUAUACUUCUCAAUUCCCUCAGAAUAAGGGGUUAAUAAUCCCUUAGCUACCUAUUUUAUAGGCUUCUUGUGAAACUAA